AUGGGAGGAAAGGGCAACAUCUUUGUCAGCAGACAUGCGUGGGUUUCGGCCACACCUCGUCUUCUCUAUGCUUGUCUGAUUUAUUCCAUGGGCAGCAUCUUCUUUGGUCAGUUUCCCAUCGUCCCAUCGUCUACACUGAAUCAUGACGGCGCGUCUUUCGCAGGAGUGCAAGCCUUUACCCCCUUUGCAAAACAGUUUGGCGAAUACAAUGCCAAGUCGAAAACAUACUCUCUACCAGCCUCUCUCGCUUCUCUGAUGAACAGCCUUGCUCUCAUUGGGAAAUUCUUGGGAACCAUUGUAGUUGGUCCGCUCACGGAGAGAUUGGGCCACAAAAAGGCCAUGCUCAUUACUUGUGCAACUCAGAUCACUGGUGUCAUUAUCCAGGUAACUAGCAAGCAUCCCGCGCAAUAUACAGUCGGGCGCAUCAUUAUUUACACCGCCGUUGGUUUGGUCGAGAAUAUUGUUCCCACUUACCAGACUGAAAUCUCUCCAUCUCCUCUGCGAGGCUUCUUUGUCGGAUCGAUUCAACUUUUCCUAACUUUCGGGUCUCUUAUUGCCGGCAUCGUCAACAACUCCAUGUCAUACUACACCACGGAUGCCGGCUGGAUAAUCGCUACAGCUCUCCAAGUCCUCCCGGCUAUCAUCAUUCUUGCCGGAAUACCCUUCACUCCAGAUUCUCCCCGCUGGCUUGUCAGCAAAGAUCGCACCGAAGACGCCCUCAAAUCCUUGAAGAAACUUCGCCGGAAGGAAGAUGUUGAUAACGGUGUUGUCGAACUCGAGAUUGCUGCCCUUCGUGAAGAAGGCCAGAACACGGUCAAAAAGGAUGGUUGGAUGGCGCUAUUUAACCGCAAGAACAGGAGGCGUACAGGUAUUGCCGUCGUGAUUAUGGCUCUUCAACAACUCACCGGCGUCACCUUUAGCAGCUCCUAUGGUCCCACCUUCUAUAAACAAGUCGGCUUGGGCACCAUGGCCUUCGCUUACGCUGCAAUUAACAAUGGAGUCUCGGUCGUUACCGCCAUCAUCGGAAUGCUCGCCCUCGACGCCUUUGGCCGCCGCGAAGUUACUUUUUGGGGCAACAUUAUCCAAGCCUUCUUUCUUUGUCUGAUUGGUGGUCUCGGCUCAAAGGCCAACCGCUCGCAAUCAGAGACUAGCGGAAUGGUGGCAUCAUUCAUCUUGUAUGCCGCAGCCUUGCACGCCACACUUGGUCCGGCUGCCUACAUCACUGCUGCCGAGGUGGGCACGGCCUCGCUCCGAGAAAAGACCAUGGCCCUGGCUACGGCAGUCAAUGUUGUUGUUGGCUUUAUCGUCGUUUUCACGACGCCAUAUCUUCUCUCUGCUCCGUACGCAAACCUCGGUCCUAAUCUGGGAUAUGUAUGGGGCGGUUUUGCAGCCUUGGGAGCAGUGUGGGUUUGGUUUUGUAUGCCGGAGCUCAAGGGGCGUAAUCUGGAAGAAAUUGAUCAAUUGUUCGAUGCGAAGCUUCCUGCUUGGAAGUUUGCGUCCUACAAGACAACGGGCAUGUCGCAUGAUUUGGCCACACUAGAAAACAGUAAGGAUGUCAAGGUCGAGAUAACGGAGCAUAAGGAGCACACGGACAAGAUCUAA
Messenger RNA from Pestalotiopsis fici W106-1, 1602 nucleotides. RefSeq lists its product as uncharacterized. The transcript has 7 exons. Lineage: Eukaryota; Fungi; Ascomycota; Sordariomycetes; Amphisphaeriales; Sporocadaceae. Gene Ontology annotation, cellular component: membrane. The coding region runs from base 1 to 1602 and encodes 533 amino acids. Gene Ontology annotation, biological process: transmembrane transport; carbohydrate transport. Gene Ontology annotation, molecular function: carbohydrate:proton symporter activity. The record is from RefSeq and is a predicted model, not a curated record.